This is a messenger RNA of Acomys russatus (golden spiny mouse), 1464 nucleotides long. It is a transcript of the gene Snrpb2, whose product is annotated as small nuclear ribonucleoprotein polypeptide B2. Gene Ontology annotation, biological process: mRNA splicing, via spliceosome. Gene Ontology annotation, molecular function: U1 snRNA binding. The record is from RefSeq and is a predicted model, not a curated record. The coding region runs from base 168 to 845 and encodes 225 amino acids. NCBI's taxonomy places the organism in Eukaryota, Metazoa, Chordata, Mammalia, Rodentia, Muridae. Gene Ontology annotation, cellular component: U1 snRNP. The transcript is spliced from 7 exons.
GGCCUCCGGAGUAGGAAGAUAUCGAUUGACUCGGCGCUCGGCUUCUGACUUAUCUGCGUUCGAUUGAGGAGUGUGGCCAUCCUCUUCCGGCUGCCGGGCGGCUCUUCCGGCUCUGGCUUCAAGCGGACGGCGCAAGCUUCAGGCUCUUUGAAGGGUUUUACCCAAACAUGGAUAUUAGACCAAAUCACACGAUUUAUAUAAACAAUAUGAAUGACAAAAUUAAAAAAGAAGAAUUGAAGAGAUCCCUGUAUGCCCUAUUUUCCCAGUUUGGACAUGUGGUAGAUAUCGUGGCUUUGAAGACCAUGAAAAUGAGGGGGCAGGCUUUUGUCAUAUUUAAGGAAUUGGGCUCGUCCACAAAUGCUUUGAGACAGUUGCAAGGAUUUCCAUUUUAUGGUAAACCUAUGAGAAUUCAGUAUGCAAAAACAGAUUCCGAUAUAAUAUCUAAAAUGCGUGGCACUUUUGCUGACAAGGAAAAGAAAAAGGAAAAGAAGAAAGCUAAAACCAUGGAACAGGCUGCAGCAGCUGCAAACAAAAAGCCUGGUCAGGGAACACCAAAUUCAGCUAAUGCUCAAGGAAACGCAGCACCAAACCCUCAGGUCCCUGAUUACCCUCCAAACUAUAUCCUCUUCCUGAAUAACUUACCAGAAGAGACGAACGAGAUGAUGCUGUCCAUGCUGUUCAAUCAAUUCCCUGGUUUCAAGGAAGUUCGCUUGGUACCCGGGAGACAUGACAUUGCAUUUGUAGAAUUUGAAAAUGAUGGGCAGGCUGGAGCGGCCAGAGAUGCUCUACAAGGGUUUAAGAUAACACCAUCCCAUGCCAUGAAGAUUACCUAUGCCAAGAAAUAACACUUGGAAUGCCAGUUUUGAAGGACUUGGUGUUAUUUAUAGUGUUUGUUUUGAUCUCAUUCUGUCAAGUCAUUUUAACUGGUUGGAAGUGAGACUGAAGUUUGCAAGAGAAAGGCACCUAAGUUUUUUUUGUUUUGUUUUAGUUUUGGUGAACUAUGAACAAAAAAGCCUUAAUUUUGUACAAUAAACAUGUAUUUGUAUUCUGUGUACUUAGCAUUGUUUGCUAGUCUUUUGUCCUACCAUCAAACACUUAUUUCAGUAUAGAGCACAUCUGAAAGUAUGUAAAACUCCAUAGAGGAGGGUUUUGUUAUUUUGGAGUAGCAAAUGAUACAGAUACUAAUGAAACCAUCUUUAGAAAUUGACUGCUUUUCAAAUACAGCGCACAAUGAAAGAUUUUUGAUAUUCUUGUUUUAGCAUUUCCUUAAAACUCCUCUAGAACUUAGAAUUUAUCUUGUGUGCCUACAAAAAGAUCAUUUUUAGAUUUAGGUAGAGACUUUAUUACUCAUAAAUGUAUUAAGAGGGGAUAAGCAAAAAAUUGUUCCUAAGGAGGCUGGAGAGAUGGCUCAAUGGUUAAGGACACCAGCUGCUCUUCCAGAGGUCAUGAGUUCAAUUCCCAGCA